Molecule: messenger RNA, 4369 nt
Organism: Aspergillus campestris IBT 28561
Lineage: Eukaryota; Fungi; Ascomycota; Eurotiomycetes; Eurotiales; Aspergillaceae
Product: aminophospholipid-translocating P4-type ATPase NEO1
Exons: 2
Coding region: 277-4053 (1258 amino acids)
Biological process (GO): endocytosis; phospholipid translocation; retrograde vesicle-mediated transport, Golgi to endoplasmic reticulum
Cellular component (GO): plasma membrane; endosome; trans-Golgi network
Molecular function (GO): ATP binding; ATP hydrolysis activity; magnesium ion binding
Source: RefSeq, a predicted model, not a curated record
AGAACGUGAACCAAAGAGUGCGGUGAUUCUGACUCGUGGUAUAAUCCGACACAUCGAAUAUCCUUCCGGUCUGACCUGCGAUUCCAGCCAUCGAGAGGACCGUGUGAUCCCCGCUGAAACCGCACGACUACCGACGAUAUCUCCGAGCGACCCAAACAAUGAUCUCUGGAACCACCUUGCCGUGAAAUGACCCCUUGGUUGUUGGUGUAGGAGGCUCUGCGUUGCUCUCCGUGUUUGAUUCGCGUAAUUACGCUUUGAUCGGCCGUGUCCUUCAGGAUGCCGUCCGACGACUACCUACCACCCCCGGGCAGUCCGAGUAUCUCCGGCUCCGACGAUGAUCUCGACUUGGAGGAGCUGGAUCCCACCACUGCCAUCAUUCAGAGCUCCCCACGGGCAUCGCGGGACGAUUCCCAUCAACGAGGCGGCUAUGGUCAGGGUAUCGCAUUGAAGAAUUUGCGCAAGGGCGUAGGGAGUCGGGUGUGGGGAAGGACCCGUUCGGGGACGCACGGGGGCGAGGACGAUAUGGAUGCGUUAUUGGAGAACCCGGAUGGCGACAGGCGGAGGAGGUCGCCACGCGCGAGCGAGGACGAUGCGCCGCUCUUGGACGAACGCAGGCAUAGCGCCGCGCACCUUUUUCCUGAUGAGGAACCAAGGGGUGCGCGACGACGUUUCCCGGGGUUGGAUGCCAUCACACGAUUGUUCGGUGCGUCGGGCCGCUCCAGGAGGGAGGUCGAUCAGGUAAAGCCUCCGCGCGAUGUGCUGGUUGGACGGAUACAGCGGUUGCGAUACCCUCCCAACGCCGUCUCGAAUGCGAAAUACACCCCGUGGAGCUUUCUACCUCGGACACUAUACAACGAAUUCUCGUUCUUUUUCAACAUCUACUUUCUAUGUGUCGCCUUGUCCCAGACGAUCCCGGUCCUGCGGAUCGGUUACAUGUCAUCCUAUAUCGCUCCGCUGGCGUUUGUGGUUUCCAUCUCCUUGGGAAAGGAGGCCAUGGAUGAUAUCGGGCGCCGUCGGAGGGAUGCAGAAGCGAACGCGGAGGAGUUCUCAGUCCUGGCGUUUGAUCGACCGAUGGGGAGAAGGUCUCGGCCAACGGCGGAGGAGCCCCGCUCUGAGGCCGAAAGCGUGUUCGAGGUGACCAAAAAAUCGCGAGACUUGAAGGUUGGGGAUGUUUUGAAAGUUCGCAAGAACCAACGUCUCCCCGCCGAUGUUGUCAUCCUCAAAAGUGUCUCCAAUGAUUCGGGUACAGCUAAUCGGGACUCAACCACGGAGCCUCCGGCAGCUCUCAUCGACUCGGACCAGAGCCCCGCGGAUGGAGAACCGAGCUCGAGUUCCCCGGCCGAGGAUAUCUCUUCGGCGGCCGACACCUUCAUCCGCACUGACCAGCUGGACGGUGAAACCGACUGGAAAUUGCGCCUGCCUUCGGUGUUGUCUCAGAGUUUGGGCUUUAGUGAUUUCACGCGACUCAAGGUCACAGCGAGUGCGCCAGAUAAGCGGGUGAACGAGUUUGUCGGGAACAUUGAGCUGGAGCCUGCGUCGGGUUUUUACGACCCCCACGUCGGCAAGACAGAUGAUCAGGAAGACGAAGCUGAAAAUCAACCCUCCGAAUCCAACUCUGCUCCCUUGAGUAUCGACAACACCGCGUGGGCCAAUACCGUUCUCGCAUCCAACACGAUCACCUACGCUGUCAUCAUCUACACAGGGUCGCAGACGCGCGCCGCCCUCUCGACGUCCCCCUCGCGCUCAAAGGUGGGAUUGCUGGAAUAUGAAAUCAACAGUCUUACUAAGAUUUUGUGCGCUUUCACCCUGACAUUGUCGAUCAUUCUGGUCGGCCUGCAGGGCUUCCAGCCAACCAGCGACAAGCCGUGGUACGUCGCGAUCAUGAUCUACUUGAUUCUUUUCUCAACCAUCAUCCCCAUGAGCUUGCGGGUCAACCUCGAUAUGGCGAAGUCUGUCUACGGUCGAUUCAUUGAACGCGACCAAGAAAUUCCCGACACGGUUGUGAGGACAAGCACUAUCCCCGAAGAUCUGGGGAGGAUCGAGUACCUCUUGUCAGACAAGACUGGCACUUUGACGCAAAAUGAAAUGGAGUUGAAGAAGAUCCACGUGGGAACCGUUUCGUACGCCAACGACGCCAUGGAGGAAGUGAUAUCCUAUGUGCGACAAAGUUUUGGCGGGACUUCACUGACAACUCCAUCCGCCCCAUUUGUCCCUCAGGCAGGAGUGGGAGCUGCUCCCCGUACCCGCAGAGAAAUUGGCUCGCGUGUCCGCGACAUUGUCCUGGCGAUGGCCCUCUGCCACAAUGUGACCCCCACCACAGACGAAGAAGACGGGGUCAAAGUAACCAACUACCAAGCUUCGUCGCCCGACGAGAUUGCAAUCGUGCGUUACACGGAAGACGUUGGACUAAAGCUGGCCUACCGUGACCGGCAGACGAUCGCUCUCGAGUCCACACACACCGGUCAUAUCGUCGUCCGCGCCCGCAUCCUGGACAUAUUCCCGUUCACCUCGGAGAGCAAACGCAUGGGAGUCAUCGUUCAGUUUGAUCGGGAAAAGGGUGCCUUGGAUUCUCCCGCGGAUGAAAGCGAAAUUUGGUUUUAUCAGAAGGGUGCAGACACGGUCAUGACAUCAAUCGUCGCCGCCAACGACUGGCUCGAUGAAGAGACCUCCAACAUGGCCCGCGAGGGGCUGCGAACUUUGGUAGUCGGACGGAAGCGGCUGUCUCUGGCGCAGUUCCAAGAAUUUACCGCGAAGUACAAGCAGGCGUCCCUUGCGCUCCAAGGGCGAGACACCGGGAUGGCCAAGGUGAUCGGCGACUAUCUCGAGCAGGAUCUGGAGCUUCUUGGGGUGACUGGUGUCGAAGACCGUCUGCAGCGAGAUGUCAAGCCAUCUUUGGAACUUCUCCGCAACGCCGGGGUCAAGAUUUGGAUGUUGACCGGUGACAAGGUCGAGACGGCGCGGUGCGUGGCCAUCUCUGCGAAACUGGUGGCCCGAGGACAGUAUAUCCACACCGUGGCGAAGGUCAAGGACAAGUCGAACGCGCAGGAGGCGCUAGACUUUUUGCGCAACAAGACAGACUGCUGCCUGUUGAUCGAUGGCGAGUCCCUGGCGCUCAUGCUGAGCCAGUUCCGAUCAUCGUUCAUCUCGAUCGCUGUCCUCCUCCCAGCCGUCGUCGCCUGUCGAUGCUCCCCGACACAAAAGGCCGAAGUGGCCGACCUGAUCCGACAGUACACGAAGAAGCGAGUGUGCUGCAUCGGCGACGGAGGCAACGACGUGUCGAUGAUCCAGGCAGCAGACAUCGGACUCGGCAUCGUCGGCAAGGAGGGACGCCAGGCGUCGCUGGCCGCAGACUUCAGCAUCACGCAAUUCCACCACAUCACCAAGCUACUCGUGUGGCACGGCCGCAACUCGUACAAGCGGUCAGCCAAACUCGCGCAGUUCAUCAUGCACCGCGGCCUCAUCAUCAGCGCUUGCCAGACAAUGUACAGCAUCGCCAGCCACUUCGACCCCAAGGGCCUCUUCAUCAACUGGCUCAUGGUCGGGUACGCCACAGUGUACACCAACGCACCAGUCUUCUCCCUCGUCUUCGACCGCGACGUCGACGAAAAGCUCGCCAACCUCUACCCAGAACUAUACAAGGAGCUCAAAACCGGCCGCAGCCUCAGCUACCGGUCCUUCUUCGCCUGGGUGCUAGUAUCAGUAUACCAGGGCGCCGUGAUCCAAGGCCUAUCGCAGAUCCUCCUCGACACGACCAAAGGUCCACAACUAAUCAGCGUCUCUUUCACGGCUCUCGUACUCAACGAACUCCUAAUGGUCGCCAUAGCCAUCACAACCUGGCACCCCGUCAUGAUCAUCUCCCUCCUCGGCACGGCCCUCCUCUACGCCGCUAGCGUGCCCUUCCUGGGCGACUACUUUGACCUGAAAUUCGUCAUCACCCUCGACUGGGUGUGGCGCGUGUGCGCCGUCAGCGCCGUCUCGUUGGUUCCGAUCUGGGCGGCGAAACUCAUCAAGCAAUCGUGGAAACCGCCUAGUUAUCGGAAAGUGAGGGGUUAACUUUCUUUUCUUCUGCUUCUGCUUCUUUUCUCCAGCAUGCCCGGUCCUUCUGUUACUAUCUUGUCAAGGCGAUUGGAAUUGGGUUGGAUUCUUGCGAUCGUAAAGGUUCGCAGGACGAGCGUACAUUUUCUAUCCUCUUUUACUUUCUUUGCCUUUUUUUAUUUGCUCCUCUUCCCUAACCAUGUCGUUAUUACCAUCUGCAUUGACUGACCCCUUAGUGGGGUCUGAUGUUCUUUCCUCAUCUUAUAUCAUGUUAUGUCGUGUCAUGCCGUAUCAUAUAGACUUGCUCAAUUUUUACUUUAUAGCAAUUUUCUCG